Messenger RNA from Saccharomycopsis crataegensis, 1218 nucleotides. It is a transcript of the gene LEO1, whose product is annotated as Paf1-complex subunit LEO1. The coding region runs from base 1 to 1218 and encodes 405 amino acids. Lineage: Eukaryota; Fungi; Ascomycota; Saccharomycetes; Ascoideales; Saccharomycopsidaceae. Gene Ontology annotation, cellular component: Cdc73/Paf1 complex; nucleus. Gene Ontology annotation, molecular function: RNA polymerase II C-terminal domain phosphoserine binding. Gene Ontology annotation, biological process: transcription elongation by RNA polymerase II; positive regulation of transcription elongation by RNA polymerase II. The transcript has a single exon. The record is from RefSeq and is a predicted model, not a curated record.
AUGUCCUCACAGGAAGAAGAACAGACGAAUUACCAAUCGGAAACGGAUCGUGAGGUCAAAGAUAGGGGGGAUAAUGGAGAACAGAAUGAGGGAAGUGAUAUGGAUGACUUGUUUGGUGAUGAUAGCGACCAGGAAAGUGAUGAAGGGCCAAUUGUUCUGAAAUCAUCCAGUAAGCCAACUGCUUUCAUAGAUGAAGACGAAGACGCAGGCCAGAUUGAUGAAGAUGAGGAUGAUGAGGAGGAGGAGGUUGAACAACGUGAAAUUAACGCCAUUGACCUUGACUUGCCUAAACACCCAGUCUCCAACAGAUCUGAAAAUGAUGACAUAUAUUUUGUCAGCUUGCCAGCAUUUCUUAAUGUCGAUCCAUUUCAAUUUGACGGAACGAAAUUCAAGAAGUCAAUUUUGGAAAGCUCCCAUCUCAGUCAUGAAGACAGAACAAUGGAAAAGUUAUUUGCAGAGAAUAUGAUUAGAUGGAAAUAUGGGACUUCUGGGGAUAAAGCUUUCAAACAAUCAAAUGCACACUUUGUGGAAUGGUCUGAUGGAUCGUUAUCUUUGAAAUUAGGAAAAGAAAUAUUUGAUAUUGUGAGAAAUCUGACAUCCGACCAUUUUUUGACUAUUCGUCAUAAUGCUCUAGAAAUUUUCCAAACAGACAGUAUUUUCGGUAAAAAUAUGAAAAUUAUUCCAUCAUCUACUAGUUCUGAAAUUCAUAAAAGAUUAACCAACUACAUAAAGGCCAAGAAUUCUAGAUCAGAUACAGUCAACCAAGCGCUACUUGACGUUGAUCCUGAGGAAGUUUUGAGACAAAGAGAAAAGGCAGAAGAGGAGGCUAUUAGAAACCAAAGAAGGUUGGAACAACGAAAACUAAUGGAGGAAGAAAGAAUGGAAAGAUCAGGCAGAACUUCUAGUAGAAAUACUACAUCUAGCUAUAAUUAUGACUAUGAUGAUGAUGAGGGAAGUCAUGUAACAGGCGGUAGACUGAGAUCUGGAGGAUAUUUUGACGAAGACGAAGACGACGACUUUGUGGCCGAAGAUGAUGAAGAAAUAGCAAGCGAUGAUGAAGAAGAUGAAUUGGACAGAUCAGAAAGAUUAAAUAAGUUAAAGGAAAGUGGAAAGAAGAAGUACGACGAUGAUGAAGAUGAUGAAGAGGAUGAUGAAGAAGCUGUUAGGGUUACGAAAAAGAGAAGAGUAAUUGCAGAUGACGAGGAUGAGGAUGAUUGA